This is a messenger RNA of Euleptes europaea (tarantolino), 426 nucleotides long. It is a transcript of the gene SSNA1, whose product is annotated as SS nuclear autoantigen 1. NCBI's taxonomy places the organism in Eukaryota, Metazoa, Chordata, Lepidosauria, Squamata, Sphaerodactylidae. The coding region runs from base 7 to 360 and encodes 117 amino acids. The record is from RefSeq and is a predicted model, not a curated record. The transcript is spliced from 3 exons. Gene Ontology annotation, cellular component: ciliary basal body; centrosome.
UCGGCGAUGACCCAGCAAGGGGCGGCCCUGCAGAGCUACAACAACGAGCUGGUCAAAUGUAUUGAAGAUCUCUGCAUAAAAAGGGAUGAGUUGAACAAACAGAUACGGCUAGAGGAAGAGGAGAAGGUUAAGCUGCAGAAUGAAAUCCGCCUCUUGACAGAGAAACUGGCCCGUAUUAAUGAGAACCUGGCCCGCAAGAUGGCUUCCCGGAAUGAGUUUGAUAAAACCAUUGCUGAGACUGAAGCUGCUUAUAUGAAGAUCUUGGAAAGUUCACAGACACUACUAAAUGUCCUGAAAAAGGAAGCAGGGAAUCUCACCAAAGCCACAGAUAUAAAAAGCACUGGGACUAAAGAAAGCUGAACAUUGCUUGAAUUGACCUGAAGUAGAUUUUUAAGAGGGAGCUCCAGGCUCAUGGGAGGCUUUGCA